UUUCGGAAUACACACAGUAGACAAGUUAAUAAUUCUUGCCCAAUCCAAUUGAAGAGUCUAUUGAACUCUUACUUGAUUUUGGGGCAGUUUAUAGACCUAUUGGGUUCAAGGUUAUAAAAUGGCUGCAUUAAGAAUGUUUGGGCAACCUCGUCCCACCUUUGGUGGUUCAUCAACAGGAUUUGGAACCAGCUUCAGCACUCCAAACACUGCUUCCACUGGGUUUGGGAGUAGUUUUGGUAAACCUGCUUUUGGAAACCCUACCACAAGUUUUGGAGCCCCUGCUGCUCCAUUUGGUGCCACCACCUCUUCAGGUCCUUCACUAUUUGGGACAAAUACACAACCACAAACUGCAAGUUUGUUUGGCCAACAGCAGACAUCAUCAGGUUUUGGCUCUUCUGGUGGUGGAUUGUUUAGUCAGAGUCAGCCGAGUACUGGCUCAGGUUUGUUUGGAAGUAAUCCCUCUACUGGAUUUGGUGCUCAGCAGACAACACAGAAUAGACCUUUUGGGUUUGGUGCCACCAGCAGCACCAGCACCGCUGGAACAACUGGGCUGUUUGGAUCUACACAGUCGUCAACUAGCGGUGGACUGUUUAAUACACCAGGAUUUGGUUCUAGUAACACCUUAACUGGAACAACCAUCAAAUAUGACCCUACAACUGGAUCUGACACCAUGACAAGAAAUGGUGUGUCGACCAGUAUCCGCACUCGGAUUGAGGUUAUAACUACCAUGAAAGAAUAUGAGAAUAAAAGCUUGGAAGAACUGCGUGUAGAAGAUUACUUGGCCAACCGCAAAGGACCAGGACAAGGUUCCACCAUGACUGGUUUUCCACAGACAACUCAGACAAACCAAGGCGCUGGUCUUUUUGGGGCUGCCCCAGCACCAUCUAUGUUUGCUACAAAUAAGCAAGGUACAGAAAACAAGUCCCUAUUUGGAACUGGGACUACCCCAGGUUUUGGGACGUCUACCUCUGGAAGCCUUUUUGGAACCAGUACUUCAACCUUUGGCCAGGCAGCAACAUCCACUCCUGGAUUUACCUUUGGCCAAAAUACACAAACUCAGAAGCCAACCGGUUUCAGUUUCGGAAGUACGACCACUGCUUCGACACCCCUGUUUGGGGCUACAACAUCUCAGCCCUCAACAUUUGGUGGUCUGAGCACUGGCUUUACUUUUGGUCAGGCCAAUCAACAGCCGGGUACUGGUGGUCUGUUUGGCAAUCAAAAUAAGGGCUUUCUCUCAAACCAGCCUGCUAGUGGAGGUCUUUUUGGUAAUAAACCAGCUGGUACCACACAACCGUUAGGAGGAACCGGCUUUGGUGCCACACCAUCAGCAUUUGGCACAACUCCUACCACCAGCACUGGAGGUGGCCUUUUUGGACAGACUAAUCAGAAUAAGCCUGGAUUAUUUUCUGGUUUUGGAAACACGAGCUUUGGCACCACUUCACUGUUUGGCAAUCAGAACCAGCAGAAACCAGGUUUGACCUUUGGAACUCCUGGUUUUGGAACAACGAAUACCAUGGGUCAGGGUUUGGGCACGAGCACAGGUGUCAGUCUGUUUAACCAGGGUACAUCAAACACUGGCAGUAUGGCAAUGGGAUGCCUUGGUACUAGUGCAGGCUUUGGAUUCCCUCAGCAGAAUACUAUGGGUGGAGGAAUGAGCGGAGGAGUAUUUCCCGAUCUUGGCAAGCUUGUAAAAGCUAUGACCGAGAAGCCAAUUUUUGACAUUGCUGUCUCACAUAAAUCUAUGGCAUUUGCAGGUCAAGGCAGCACGUCACCUACAGCUGACCAGAGCAGUCCGAAGUUAACGAGUGGAACUUUGCGGCCUACCUACGUCUUGUCACCUUCACUGUUUGCCAAUAAUAAACCGAGACCAAAGCCCAUAAACAAAAGCAGUAAUCAAGGAAACAAUCGCCACUGGCUUUUCAAGGGUCUGGAUGAUCCUAAUGAGGAAGCAACUGAAGAUUUCCUAAAGCCAAAGAAAUACCCUAGUGUAAGAAAAUUAAAUUUAAGGGUGUUUGGAGCUGCAAAUUCUGAAUCUUCAUCCACUAAUGAAAGCAGAAACACAACGGCUGCCCCUGCACCUUCUCCAUUAACCACGCCAAUAUCACCAUUGGGCGGUGCUACACCACAGCGGCCUAGUCAGCCUCCAUCCCACGAGAAUACUCCAACACCAGAUAUUAUUAAGGGACGAGACAAAAUAAAAAGGCGAAGCUUGACUGAAAAGCAGCCGCUGAAUGAUACACUGGCUGAUCUCAAUGUACGCCAAAUGGUCAGGGAAGAAGAAGAUGAGGUGCAAGGUGAGCCUAUAAAUGAAGAAGGAGAUGAAAUUGAAGUUGAGGACUCUGAGAAUAAAGAAAAUAAUAACAUGAGUGAACCCGGAGUAAAUGAACUACAGGUUUUAGCAAAGACGACAGAUCAGCCUCAUCCUGCAGGUGUCAAGCUUACGUUACCUGAGUAUUACACCUUACCAUCUCUGGAAGACUUGAAGGACAUGAUAGAUUCACAAGGUAGAUGCAUUGUGGAAAAUCUUACUGUUGGGAGAUAUGGCUACGGCAACGUGUGCUUCCUUGGUGUCACAGAUGUCACAAAUUUAGAUUUUGACAGCUUGGUCUCCAUAUACCGCAAGCAGGUGGAAGUAUAUCCAGAAGGAACUCAGAAGCCACCUGAAGGUCAAGAGUUGAACAAGCCAGCUAUUAUUACACUUGACUGUGUUUGGCCAGUUGACAAGACAACUCGUCAAUUGAUUAAGUCUCCGGAAAGGUUGCAGACUAUGGGAUGGUCACAUUACUUAGAACGUCAGUGUGUUAAAAUGGAUACAAACUUCAUUGAGUAUCGUCCCUCCACUGGUUCUUGGGUCUUCAGGGUGAAACACUUUUCCAAAUAUGGACUUCAAGAGGAAAAUGAGGAAGAGAUGGACACUCUUCCUGCUGGUGGAGCCCCACCCACACAAACUACAAGUAAAAGUUUCGUGACGGUACCAGUUCCUCUUCCCCCCAUUUCCACCCGUGCAGCUGGACCACCAGCAACUGCCACAUCUCUUACUUCCCCACCCCAAUUCUUAGGACACAUAGGUGCUUCAGCUUUCACAUGUAAAGCGGUUCAGCCUAGAUAUUUGGACAGUCCUUCACUACAGGAGUCACAGGUGCUUGAUGAGGAUUUCAUUGAGCCAGAUAUAGCUCAAGAGCCAGAGGAGAGUGCUGCUUUAAGUGUGCUGUCCCCUAGUGAUGAGCGCCUAACUGUGGCUUCCAAGGUACCACCCAGAGCUGUCCAGUUAGCAAAACUACAGUUAUUUGUUGAUGAUGAAGAAGAGCCACAACACCUUGUUAGGGAAACCACUCCCACACCACAAUCAAUCAAAGCUACUUCUAAGAAACUAAUGCUUGGUCAUGAAGUGAGCUAUACAAGAUCAUCAAGUCCGGUAGAAUCAGCUGGACCUAAAAUAAAGUUUGGCUCACAAUCCCAAAGUGGAAGUAUUGGUGAAGCACCCAAAGUCAGUAUCUCUGCUGAGCCUAGCCUUCCUUCUUUGUUGAGGGAUUCCCGGACUGAGUAUCAGUUGCUGCCCAGUGGAAAAGAUGUUGGCAAAGAGGCUGGUCAUGUUCCUCCUCAGCACCAAACGGCAACUGUACCAUUUGUCUCAUCCCUGAUGUCUAGUAUAGACCAGCGCUUAUCUGACAUGGGAGCCUUUAUGGGGCGUUCAUUUAGGGUUGGAUGGGGACCAGGCUGGACGCUGGUCCAUGCGGGGAAACAGUUAGCCUCUCUUAGAAUACCUGAGGAGACUGAAGUUGAGAUGACAGAGGAUGAACCACCAUCUCCAGUUUCUUUCUUUUUCUUGGGAUCAUCAGUCACACAACCAAAAAGAGCCAAAACAACAAGUUCUACCAGUUACAAAUUGGUUAUUGAGCAACUUCAUGCUGUACAGGCAGAUCCACACACAUUUGAUCAUUUAACUGAAGCAUGCCUAAAUGAUGUUUGGAAGUACAGUGUUCUAACAAAAGACGGGAAGGGUGAAACUGACAGUUCGUCAUGUCCCCAUUAUCGUCCUGUGAAGGACAGAGAACUUCUCCAUCAGUUAGCUCUUACUGCAUCCUCAGCAGGCAUUGAGCAUGAAGGAGUUUCAAAUAUAUUCAACCUUUGUGUUGGACUGUGGGGAAGACUUCAUUUUUAUUCUCCUGAAUCAGAUGGUGCUAACGAAUACUCUCAGUCACGAGCAAGAGUGGAAGCUGUGAGCCAGUGGCUGGAAAAUGUCAACAGCUCAAUUGUUCAAGAGGAAGUUUUGUAUGCUAUGAGUCAAGAUGGUGAAGAAAACUAUCUUCCUGCAAUAUUUUCACACCUUACUGCUAGGCAGAUCUCUGAAGCUUGUAUGUUGGCUCAGAGUAAAGGUGACCACCACUUGGCACUUUUACUGGCACAGUCAUGUAUGGGUGAGGACAGCCCUCGUCAGAUACUUGCCCAGCAGCUAAGCAAUUGGGUGGAAGGAGGAACUUAUGCUAUGAUGUCUCCAGAACGAUUGGUACUGUACUGCAUUUUAGCUGGAGCACCAACCCACCAGGCUUCUAACACUACUAUUAAUACUUGUCAAGGGUUGGAUUGGAAGAGAGCUUUUGCUCUGCAUUUAUGGUACAUGUGCCCAGCUACAUCAACAAUAGCAGAAGUACUGCAAGAAUAUGAUCAAGCAGCAGGACUCAAGGGGGAUGUGCCAAGCUAUUGUGAGGCACCACUUCCUUCUUACCUCACACACCAUGGUCAUGAUGGAGAUACAGUGAAAUUUGAUGUCUGCUACCAUCUCCUGAAACUCUUCACAGAUCCUAUGCAUAGAUUGGAGACACUACUGAACCCUGGAACUGUUACGUCUGAUCCUGUAGACGUUACUGUUAGCUGGCUUUUGUGGCGUGUAUUGGAGUCGUUAGGAUACCACCACCUGUCCGAACACUUGAGUGCUGGAUUACACCUGAGUAUGGCCGCUUUAUUGGAAGCCACUGGUCAGUGGCACUGGGCAGCAUUUGUCUUAUUGAACAUUGUUGAUGAGGAAAGACGAACUAAAGAGGUACAGACACUCUUGCAGCGCCACAUAGUUGUCGGGAAGGAUAUGGAGGCAGAUCUUAAAUAUAACAUGAAAGAAAACUUUAUUGUAGAGGAGUUGCAUAUUCCACAGAAGUGGAUUUAUGAAGCAAAAGCCAUCAAAGCCAGGGUUUUGAACAUGGUUGAUGAAGAAGCGUGGUAUCUUUUGAAGGCUGGUGACUACAAUAGAGCUCAUAUGCUUAUUGUUGACACUAUUGCACCAAAUUCUAUUGUCAAUGAGGAUCACGAUUACUUACAAGGCUACCUUGAUCAGUUUUGUGAUGACGGUGUUCGAAAUAAGGUUGUGGAUUGGUUUAUUGGUGGUGGGGUCUAUACAGACUACUUGGAUGUUUGCUCAGUUGUUGACGAUAUGAAAAGAUCUGCAGACCCAACUCCAGCCCAGUUAGAACAACUUCGUCCAAGACUGCUUGCCCUCUGUUCAAGGUUGAAUAAUUUGAAAUGUUCAACUGCUACCCAUAGACUUUGCGUAUCUGAAAUGAGCCGUGUUGUUGUGGGAGUAUUACGGGCUGUAGUAGGUGAUGGAGCCGAUGCAACACAGGUUCUAUCUCAGCAGUUGUCAGGCUUGCCCCUAACACACGAUUAUGCUUUGGCAGAGCUUAAUUUAGUAACAGAACAUUAUCUUGCACAUCUUUCAACAUACGACUGAAGAAAUCUAAAAUAAACAUUUUUUAGUCUUAUGGUUGUGUAAGUAAAUACAUUGUACAGUAUUAGUUUAAGUUUCAUCUUAUUUUUUUAUGCUCUCUCUGACAAUUUAACAAUAAAUGCUUUGUGCCACUUUGUUCCUGAAUAUAAAUAUCAGUCAUAGAUUAGAUUAGGAAAUGCCAAACAGUGUUAAAUUAGUUCUAUUAAUUAAUGUUUCAUGUCUACAGCACUAUGUUUAUGUAGCUUAGAAAAAUAUUUAUAUUUUUGUUGAAUUUGAGGUCAGUAUCAUGAAGAAAAAGGGUUUUAUUUAUAAUUGUAAUGGAAGCUGUUUUGAGUGGAUUUUGUGUCUUGGUCACCAUAGUGGGUUCAAAUCAAUUUUGUAAAUAUUGCGUAAUGUAUAUACUAGGUGGUUCAAGUACAAUUAGAGAAAGCUGUGUAUAUAAAUGUACUUGGUAGUCAUUUGUUUUGUACAUUUUGAUACUAAGAGAUGACAAGUUGUUCAUAACAAGGGAAACAUGUUUAGACAUUACAUAUAGUUUUAGUGGAUGGUUCAGUUUAUAUAUUAUAAUCAUAAUACUGUAGAUGCUUCUGCCAGGGUUUUUCAUUUUAUUCCAUUACAUUUAACCAUAUUAGUGCAUUUUUUUCACCAGCAAGAAUUGACAGCAAUGUUGUUUACCUGGAAAAAGAACUAAUUUGGUAUCAAGAUGGUUUAGUUUGUCUGUCAGCCCUUGUUUAAAGAGGGUUUUUGUAAAUAGGUAAAGUGAUUUGUAUGUAUUUUUAAACUUCCAAGAAUAAAUCUUUUGCACUUAAUGUAAGAUGAUAGCUGUAUUUUAUGUAUCGUGAGGUCAUGCUAGUAGAUACUUUCCCUUAACAUUUUGUAUUGAAAUAACUUAAAAUUUUAAGUGUUGAAAUUUUUUGUUUUUAUUCUAGUAGCAAUGUCUGUUUGAAUGGUCUGUAAAAAUUUUCUGGUAUUCCUGUUAGGUACCUUGUUACGACUUUAACAUGGAGCAGUGAAAUGUAUGGUAAAGCAGUUGUCCGAAAGUUAUUGUUUGAUGAGAUGUUUGUUUGAAGAGGUGUUUAUACAAAAUGGUUUUGUUUGAUAGUAGGAUGCAGAAUGGUUUAUUAAAUACGAGAGCUUUGCUGGUGAAUUUUAUUUUCACAUAAGUCUUACUUAUUACGAAUACCUUAGGUCCAUUUACUUGUGGAGUUGAAGUCAUAUGGAAAAAAUGUUAUUAUUUAGGUUUUUCUGAUUAUUUAUCCCUGUUGAAUUGUGGCUGGCAAGUGCUUGCAUUACUACUACUAUUCUUGAAAGCAUUUAUUAUGGUGGAUGGUAAAUCGGUUUUAAACUCAAAUAAACUUUGUUACAAAACUUAUGACUUUGUAGAAUUAUGAUGUUCCCUCCCCUUAGGAAAGUGUAGAUAAAUUCUGUUUUGGAUACUGAUUAUAUCAUUCUUAUCUGAAUGGUGAAAAAUAGCUGGUAUUCUCAUUAUCGAGUGCAUUGCAUCAUUUUACCCUGCAUCUAGGAAUUUUGUUGACAUUUUAUUGAAAAGUUGCUAAUCAUUUGAUUUGACAAGAAUAGUGCAACAAUGCUGCUUUUGAUCGAAGUAGCAAGGGCGAUGAAAACUUGUUGAAUUGGUAUUGAUUGUUUAAUGUAUAUUAAUAGCACACCUGAAGUUUUUUUCUUUCAUCAAUAUCAGUGAAACUUUUAGUUAUAUUAACAGCACACCUAAAGUUUUUUUUCUUUCAUCAAUAUCAGUGAAACUUUGUUAUAUUAACAGCACACCUGAAGUUUUUUUCUUUCAUCAAUAUCAGUGAAACUUUUAGUUAGUUUGUUGCCCCAUGUCGGUUUAUUUUUAAACGGCCUAAAUGUUUUAUAUUUAAAAGGCUAGUGGUUUAAGCUAUUUCAUCUGUAUUUUAGUUUAUAACAUUACUGUAUGAAAUAAAUUUUUUUGCAAGAAAGUCA
Messenger RNA from Macrobrachium nipponense, 7681 nucleotides. Its product is annotated as nuclear pore complex protein Nup98-Nup96-like. Gene Ontology annotation, cellular component: nuclear pore cytoplasmic filaments; nuclear pore. The coding region runs from base 119 to 5722 and encodes 1867 amino acids. The record is from RefSeq and is a predicted model, not a curated record. The transcript has 31 exons. Gene Ontology annotation, molecular function: RNA binding; structural constituent of nuclear pore. Lineage: Eukaryota; Metazoa; Arthropoda; Malacostraca; Decapoda; Palaemonidae. Gene Ontology annotation, biological process: RNA export from nucleus; post-transcriptional tethering of RNA polymerase II gene DNA at nuclear periphery; telomere tethering at nuclear periphery.